CACAUAUCAGUGGUUUAUAACGUAUACUUACUGAUUUGUCAUAUAUAUAUUAGAAUUUAACCGGUUUUACGAGCGUUCUUUUUUCAAUGCGCCUGCAUUUCAUAAAGUACGUAGUAAUAUUUUAGAACUAUAUACGGAAACCUGACGAGUACAUAAACGCCUGAACGUUCUGAGGUUAAGUGACUCAAUGGAGAUUGAACUGUAAGACAAUAUUUUGUUUACUUGUAUACAUAAAUAUUAGAAUAUUUGUUACUUUUAUAUUCACGUGAAAAAGCUUGAACAGCUUUGUGACGUUAAAUUUACUGUUCGUAAGUGGCUUAAAGGUUCUAAGAUGUACUUAUCUCGUAUCAAUAAUUCUUCCGAUUUAUUGUCAGCUUUCUCGCGCGCCUUGCCAGCAGUGAACGCGCCAUUUGAAAUGCAAUGCACACGAUACGCAGCGGUGCACAAUCGCAUGAAAAAUCUUCAUGUAACAAGUGUUCGUCGUUACCCUAAUCCCCCCACAUUACCACUUCCCACAAAUGUCUCUGAAAUAUUUGCCAACGAAACUGGCCGUUUUACCCCUCAAAGAGCACGAGAUAUCGCUGUGCCGGUGCUGCUGUAUAACAAAAGUGACUGCAAAUCAUUUUUUUCCGAACAACCAUCGAAGAUGACGGAAGCGUCUGACAGAUCGGAAACAUACGAGGAUACGUGCGUCGAUUCGUACGAUUGUUUUGGCGCGGUUAGUUUGAAUGGCACUAUGCAGAGCAACGUUCCAAAGCCGUACAGUUCCAACGGAAAAUCAACCCAUUUAAAUAUGCCUGGCGGACAGUGGGCCAGAGACGACAAAUAUAUUGCCGAAGACAUGCAGAAAUCGCAUUACCGAAGCGUUCAUUUGCCACUGCUGAAACUGGAUAAACGUGGUCUGGCAAAUUAUGUCUCAACGAAUAUUCUUUUGCAAACAAUGUAUCCACACAAGUAUAUCUGCAGUAUGGGAUAUUCGACGGCUACACCGCAAGUAACGAAUACGCAAAAUAAUACUGAUAAAAAGCCAAAUGUUGUCUUAUCCAAGAAAGACAAAUUUAAAAGAAUUGUCAAGGAUUAUGGAGUUACGGUUAUUAUAUUUCACGUAACACUUUCGUUAAUGUCGCUCGGUGGUUGUUACGUAGCUGUAUCUAGUGGGGUAGAUUUAAAACCUCUCGUUCAACUUAUUUUAUCCGACGAUAAUCAGAUAAAAGAGAUUCUUACUAAUUCUUCAACUUUUCUAUUGGCGUAUGGUAUUCAUAAGGUGAUGGCGCCUGCUCGAAUUGCCGUAACAUGCUCUGUUACGCCAUUACUUGUGAACCGUUUACGAAAAAUGGGGAUCCUUAAACCCCCGAAAAUACAGAAGACAAACUGAAUUUUGAGUGAUCGAUUACAAUUGUUAUAUCAAUAUAAAUGUAAUGUAUAUUUCUUAAUUAAAUAUUUAUAACUGAUGAAAUAUAACAUACAAAAUAUUUGUAUAUAGAUAUAUUUCGGUUUAUUAUUAUAAAGAAUAGUUGCAAUUACUUUACACAACGUCACGUAUAUUUCAUAUAUAUAUUUUUUUGCGCAUCUACUACAAUGUAAGUACGGCUGUCUUAACAUAGUAGUCUCAUUAUAUGGCCCCGCGAAUGAGAUCCCUUUUAAAUGGACUUUCUUUUUUCAAGAUUUUUAAGUUCACCAAAUUUAUAAAUAUACAACUCGCCAGCUACAUAUUUUUAACAAUUAAGCGUAUAAAAAAAAUUCUACUUAUAUAUUUUUUCAAUCUUCACACCCUCAGAGCCAUAUAACGAAACCUUACUACAGCAGUUUGAUUUUCCUUUUUCUCGUUUAUGUUUAUCUUCUUUUAUUAGUCGCCGUAAAUACAUGACAUACACAAAAGCUCGACAGUUUCAAUGGACGAAUUCAUUAAUCAUAUUGGAACAACGGUCGCGCUCGAUUGCGAAAUCAUUACCGAGCAUUUUCGGAUUCGAAUGACUCCGAUUAAUCGAGUUAUCCAUUAAUUUGAUUACGCAUAGGAAACAUACGAAAAUGCCAAUUAUUUGGCGGACAUGUAUAUGUACAUAAGUUUUUUAAAAAAUAUAUUAUAGUACAUAGUAAAAUUAAUAAAUGUAGGUAUAUACAAUUUAGUUUACCUAGGGCAUUACCUAUGUCUUACAAUGUAAUUUUACAUCUUUCAAAGAUACACUCGCCUUUAAUUGUAACCUGCAAAGGCAAGGUUCAAAAAGUUACAUUAGAAAACGGAAAAGCCUCGGAAGAUUCUUUAUAAUUGGUUGAACACAAGAUUUUCAAUGAUCUUAAAUGCUUAAUCGAAUAUCGUAAAAUAUCUCUCAAGAUGUUUUGUAAAAAAUAUAAAAAUUGUUCGCGAGAAUUAGUAAGCGUAAUUGUUUGUGUAUCGAUCAAACCCAAAGUGAAACAGGUUUGAAACUACGAUCAGACAUACAAAUAGUACCCCACUGUUUUGUGCAUGGCAGGAAAGUACACUUAUACACACUGAACACAUUGUCUGCAAACAGUUUGAGCAUUCAUAACUUAAAUAAUAAGA
Molecule: messenger RNA, 2542 nt
Organism: Megachile rotundata (alfalfa leafcutting bee)
Lineage: Eukaryota; Metazoa; Arthropoda; Insecta; Hymenoptera; Megachilidae
Cellular component (GO): mitochondrion
Source: RefSeq, a predicted model, not a curated record